CCGCCAGUACGCCGGGGAACCAGCGGAAAUUGCGUACAAACCCAAGCGUCCUUUCUUCCGCGUUUCAGACGUGGCGCCGGUGGAGCUCAUUCAGCAGUCAGCCUCAUUUCCAGCUCUGGCUUUCCGAUUAAUCGACUCGACCCCUCUGGCUUGAACCAUGUGGAGGAAGGCAGCUGGAGUGGCGUUGUUGGCUUUUGCUCUGGGUUACCUUUAUCACACCAACUCCAACCUUCAGGAGUAUACGUACAAACUGGUCAGAGAAACCAUCAGCUCUCGGUCACUGUUCUCCUCACUGCAUGAACAUAGCACUGCAAACCUCGAAGAAUCCAUCUCCCGAGCCUGGGACGCCCUGAUCACCGCACCGUCCAAGCAAUGGGGUCGAAUAGCGGUCGGGGUCAACGCCUGUAUUGACGUGGUGGUCUCGGGCGUCAACUUGCUCCAGGCUUUGGCUCUUGACCCAGGAUCAGGACACGACCACGACGUGUUGCACUCCAAAGAGGACCUAAAAGAGGCCUUCAUUCACUACAUGGAACGAGGAGCGGCUGCGGAACGUUUCUUUUCCGAUAAAGUCAUCUUCCAAAGGAUCGCGAGGGCCGCUGCGGAGUAUCCUGGUGCUCAGGUGUACGUGGGAGGAAAUGCUGCUCUGAUUGGCCAGAAACUCGCUUCUUACCCAGAGCUGGUGGUUCUGCUGUGCGGCCCUAUUGGACCUAAGCUGCACGAAUUGCUGGAUGAACAGAUCGUCGUUCCACCACAAUCACUUCAGGAGGCUGAUGAGUAUCAUCUCAUCCUUGAGUACAAGGCAGGGGAGCAGUGGGGUUCGAGUAAGGCCCCUCAAGCAAGUCGCUUCAUCUUCUCUCAUGAUGUGUCGAACGGGGAGAUGAGCAGUUUAGAGACCUUUCUGGCCAGUCUGGAGGAGUUUCAGCCCGGUCUCGUGGUUCUGUCUGGACUCCAUAUGAUGGAGGGAAUGGGUCGUGAGCUCUGGGAGGACCGACUGAAAGAGUUUGCGGUCGCCAUCUCUGACGUCCGAAACGAAGCGCCCAUCCAUCUGGAGCUGGCCAGCAUGACCGAUCGAGAUUACAUGAGCAUCAUUACGAAGGAGCAGGUCUUACCCUUAGUGAACUCAAUCGGCCUGAACGAGCAGGAGCUGCUCUUCCUGACUCAGGCUGGCGGAGGUCCUCACGCCGAACUCCCCUCGUGGAACGGCAUUCCUGACGUGGGCCGCGUCUCUGACAUCCUCCUCUGGAUCCUAGAGCAGCACGGCAGAGCCGACAUGGAUUCCGAAGCCCAUCUGACCCGCAUCCACUUCCACACUCUGGCUUACCACGUGCUGGCCACGGUGGACGGAUACUGGGCGAACCAGCGGGGAGCCGUAGCAGCCGGGGCUCGCGUUGCCAGCACACAGGCUUGCGGUGUACGAGCUGUAGACGUCAGUAAGGUAGAGCUCAAAGCUCCGCUCAGCUUCAAUAGCUCUUUCUCAGAACCAAAAGAGGGCUUAGUUUUGGACCCGUCCAACCCGGUGACGGUGUGGCGAAGAGGGAACGUGUCCUUUUAUCUCAGUCCGGUACUCAUAUGCAAACAGCCGCUGCGGACAGUAGGUCUGGGGGACGCGAUCUCAGCAGAGGGACUUAUCUAUUCUGAGACCGUGCCCCAGUUGCACUCUGAUGACUAAAUCUGAAGAUCCCACAGGUCCAAUAACAAUGUCUUUAAAAACAUUUCCUUACCCUGAUCCUCUCUACAAAGCCUGCUGAGCAUCUGACCAGCCGGAGGGAUGUUCCUGUAGGUGCUCCUCCAUUCACUUAAGUCUUUAAUGUGAACAGUAUCGAAUAGCGGAGGAUGUUGUUCAUAGGUAAAGGAUUGAGAACCUCACUUCUUGUCCAAACACAGUACGUAGUCUUAAUCCGUUUGGUGAGUACUGUACUUCGUCCUACUUGAGACCAUAUUGCACUGAGUAGAAAAUACUGUUUUGUUUUUUGUUUUUUUCCCCCUUCACACUUCAUAGACAUUUUACUCCACUGACUACUACAACUUAGAUAUGAGAAGCAGAAACCCUGCGCUGCUAUGAAAUAAUAAAAAAAGGCAUAAGAAUCCCACGAGCCCCACACAAAAUCAAAUGCCUUAACCAGAUCCUCUUAUAUUCCCUCCUGGAUUUGUUUCAUUCAUCUUCUAACAUGAUAAAUCUAAUAGCGGUAGAUGAAAUGAACUAGAUAUCAAAUAGGCCAUAAGUUUUGACACCCUUACCCAGGAUAUUUUGUAAAAACUGCCACAAAAACCUUGUUCUUUAUGAAGUUUUACACAGUUAUGCCCUCUUUUUAACCAGGUUCAUGAAAGAGCUUAAUCCAGAAGGCUUUACCUCAAAUAAACCAAACUCCAAGCUGCGUCUCUUAAAAUCUACUACGUUGGAAUAAAUCUACUAGGUUGGGAAAAAAACCCGUUAUAUAUAAAAUAGGGUUGCAAAGGGGUGGGGAAUUUCCUGUAACUUUCUAUGGGAACGUUAUCUGGGGAUUUUUAAAAAUAGUCAAAAUUGGAAGCUUAACAGUAAUUUGAGAGAUUUUAAUGGCAAUUUAUCAUAUCUAAACAGAUUUUUUUUUUAAAUCACAUUUUUGCCUAUGAUUUUAUGGUUAGUAUAAUUUUCUUGCACAAUAGUGUUUACACACAGCACAAGGAAGUUUGUAUGUAAUUUACGUGGAUACUCGCCAAGAUGAUGUUUUGACAUGAUGUUUGUUCUGUUACGGAGGCACGCACAGUGCAUGUAGGGGGUGUGGCCUUAGCAGCCCUGCAGUAAGUGUGCUGUGUGCAUGUGAUUUAAGGAACGUGUAGGUCAGAAAUUCGAAUAAAAUUGCAAGAUUAUCCUGCAAGAACUACAACUUCCCAAUGAUGGGCUCCCCAGCAACUUUGCAAAUUGGCAGUUUUUUCCCAUAAAAAGUUUCUUAGUUCUGAGAAUUCCUGGAAUUUUGUAACCCUAUAUAUAAAUAAUAUAAAAAAUACCUGUAGUAUAGGUUUUUCUGAUUACUGAAAUGAUGUAUUCGUACCUACUUGAUUAGCAGUACACAUGCUUAUAGAAAUGGUGGCCAUCUUGGUGUUCUGCAUCAGCAUAUUUGUAAGAACACCAGCAUUCACUUCAUCCUCCGCAUGCUUUAGAUCAUUGUACUCACUUAAGUUAAAAAUACUUUUUUUUAACUUUUUUUUUUUUGCCGAACGGCUGAAAGAAAGUCCGGGAACUUGUUUAGUCACGUCCUGUAUUAUUCUUAUUUUAAAUCAGUUCGUAUCCUUACAUACAUAACAUUUUUAAUCUUGUGAAAAAGAAAAUCUGCCCUCAGUAUUGCACUCAGUAACUGACCGAUUUUAUGCUUGUUAGAAGACUUGAAGUUUCUUCUGAUGAGAAGAAACCCUUUUUCUUCUUCUGAUGCAGCAAAAUGCAGUACUGUAUGUAGGCUAGCUGUCAGAAGUGAAUGUUGAGACCGUUUCGUUUAGUCCUGAUGAAACAUUUAAGCUGGAGAAGAAAAAAUAAAUCCUCCAGACGUCUAGACGUCAACCCUGACAGGUCAAAAAGCUGCUACUAUAAGCGAAGUGAUUUAAGUUACAAGAUGUGAUCGCUGUAUCUAGCCUGGACCGACGAUGGCCAAAAAAAGCUGCACAUAUCACCGAGAUAUGAAACUGAUGCAAAUAUAUGGGUUUCUUUAUUUUCUUCCUGAAAUAAUGUCAUCAUUAACUUUAUACUUUCUUUUUUUAUUUGUCUUUCGACCAGCAUUUUGACUCAUCAUUUCUUUUUAAAGCCACUCCAUAUUAUUCUGAUAAGAACUGUACAUUAGUAUAUAAAUUAUGCAAAGUCUUCAACAUGAUAACAGGAAUAUUUAGGUUAUGGAAUAAGUCUUUUAAUUAUAUUUUCUAUCAAUAAAAUAUUUCGGUCGAUCCUAAA
Silurus meridionalis is the source of this 3916-nucleotide messenger RNA. RefSeq names its product ADP-dependent glucokinase (gene adpgk). The record is from RefSeq and is a predicted model, not a curated record. The coding region runs from base 158 to 1669 and encodes 503 amino acids. The transcript is spliced from 8 exons. Lineage: Eukaryota; Metazoa; Chordata; Actinopteri; Siluriformes; Siluridae. Gene Ontology annotation, cellular component: endoplasmic reticulum. Gene Ontology annotation, molecular function: ADP-specific glucokinase activity. Gene Ontology annotation, biological process: glucose metabolic process.